AUGUAAUCUAAUAUAAUCUUAAUUCAUAAUAUUUGACACAAUCAGUUGAAUAGAAGAGUCUACAACAAACUAGAAGGAAUAUAAAUACCAUUUUCUUGAUAAUCAAUUUCUAAGCAAACCCCACAAGGAAAAAAGUGUUACUGUGACUUUUCUUUUCUGAAGAGGACUCAUUUGUAUUCAUUCAUUAGCUUCUAAGCUGGAAUAUUCACAAACAAACCUAACCCCAUCAAGAUUCAAGAAUUCCAUAUUCAGGGAUAAGUUGGUGAACUGCUAAUGGAAGAACAUUUGGUUUUAUGUGUUGACCAUCUCACUGCAUCCGAGUCUUUGCACUCUCCGCCACGGCCCAAGGAUAAAGAAUCCUCUGGAGGCAGAUCUGACUCUCAGACAGUUGGUUCGUCGUCAGGUGCUGAUGCUACAGUGGACGAAGGUCCAACAGCUGGAGAUGAAGAAGAGCCAUUACUUCAGACUGUGGAAUGCCGGAUUUGCCAGGAAGAAGAUAGUUUGAAAAAUUUGGAGAUUCCUUGUGGUUGCAGUGGCAGCUUGAAGUAUGCUCAUAGGAAGUGUGUUCAGCGAUGGUGUGAUGAAAAGGGAGAUAUAACUUGCGAGAUUUGCCAUCAGCUUUAUCAACCUGGCUAUACUGCUCCGCCCCCACCUCCUCAAUCUGAUGAUACAUCCAUUGAUGUCAGAGGUUGGACAAUGGGUGGCGCUCAGGUCGACUUAAAUGAUCCUCGACUUCUUGCAAUGGCUGCUGCGGAACGCCGUCUUCUAGACGCUGACUAUGAUGAAUAUGCAGAUUCAAAUGCUAGUGGAGCUGCAUUUUGUCGUUCUGCCGCUUUAAUUCUAAUGGCCCUUCUGUUAUUAAGGCACGCUCUGACUGUUGGAAAUGGUGAGGAAGAUGAGGAUGAUAUUUCCACCUUUUUCUCUCUUUUCCUGCUCCGUGCUGCCGGUUUUCUUUUACCGUGUUAUAUUAUAGCUUGGGCUAUCAGUAUGUUGCAGCGUCGCAGGCAAAGACAGGAGGCAGCAGCAUUAGCAGCAGCUGAAGUUGCUUUCCUGGUGCAGGCAGGGCAACAUAGGGGUUUGCAUGCCACAAUUGCACCUGGACCUGCGCCGCCAGCAGAGCCUUCGACAACACCAGGACGAGCAACAACAACUCCUCAGGAGGCAAUGCCACCGGAACAGGUGGCAACUCCUCAUCUACAACCAGUAUAAACAGCUUUCUCCAUUUCCUUGUCCAACAGUUUGAUCAGUUAAUUGUACUGAUGAUAACUACACAACGGUGAAAGUUCUUUUCUCAUUUCAUUUUAAUAUGUACCCGCUGUAUCUUUGCCUCGAGUGACAAAAGCUCCAAAUUUCCUAUUUCGUUAUGUUUGUACAUAUCAAAACAUUGCAGCCACAAGGUGGCGUGGAAGUCUUAGCCUUCAGGGGUCAGUUACAACUUUAUCAGGUCGUUGCUUCAAUUGUGUAGAUACCAUAUCUUCACUUCAGAUUAGUCGGUCACUGUCCUAAACAUCGUCUAUGAUUCUCAAGUGACUUAGCUUGGCCAUGUAUUUUGCUUCCAUUUUUCGUAAUGUUUGCACUCUUCUGUCGCUGUGAUUUUAGCAGGAAACAA
Molecule: messenger RNA, 1609 nt
Organism: Capsicum annuum
Lineage: Eukaryota; Viridiplantae; Streptophyta; Magnoliopsida; Solanales; Solanaceae
Exons: 8
Coding region: 274-1209 (311 amino acids)
Biological process (GO): protein ubiquitination
Cellular component (GO): membrane
Molecular function (GO): zinc ion binding; ubiquitin-protein transferase activity
Source: RefSeq, a predicted model, not a curated record